AUAUUGUAUAAUCAAUUUAAUAUAAAUAUGGGAGCAAAUAGCUGCUGUACAAAGCAGAGCAUUAAAGAUAAAGGAAAAGUGAAUGCUACUCCUUCAAGAACCGUGAGUAGGAGCAAGACAACUCUGAACAAAAAGAUUUUUGACAAAAUAGCUGAAGAGGCCAAAAAGAAAAAUGCAAGGGCCUCUAAAAUUCUUGACAAAAAAUCAAACUUUAGCAAUUUUGAUGUACACAACAACCUAAAGAAGCUGAGAAGGAAUAUGACACAGUACAAGAUUAAGUCUGGUGAAGAGCAAGAAGAGAAGGAUGAGCCAAAUGAUUCCAGCUUGCCUCCCAUAGUCAAAGAUGGAAGCUCAAAGACACUUAGUGAGACCCCUAAACUUGCUUUUAAGACAGAGGAGAUUGAUAAGGCUAUGGAAGAAGGUGAACAUCCAUCAGUCUCUUUUGAAGAAGAAGAGUUUAAAGGAAUAAGGGAUAGAGAAAUUAGAGAGUCAGAGGAAUCUAAAGGUUGUUAUUCAGACAAUGAGAAAGAAUAUGAUCUUGGAAAUGUGAUUACAAUGAACCAGACUGGGAAAAUUUCCCGUGCAUUGCAUUUCAAUACUGCAAAGCUAAUAAUUGUUAGAACUCUCGAGUAUUCUUCUCUAUCUGAGGAUCAACUGAGAGCAAGGCUUGACUACAUUCAGGAAAAUUUGGAUCUUUUGAGUGAAAUAAAGUCCCCAAAUAUUAUCGAAUUCAUCUGUGCGGAUCAGGAUUAUGAAAACUGCUCGAUUAAUGUUGGAAUGGAGUUCGUUCCUGGAGGCUCUCUUCAGAACAUACUUAAAUAUUUCGGAACUUUCAAGGAAAAGUUAGCUAAAAUAUAUAUCAUACAAAUUUUGGAUGGGCUUCAUAAUCUUCACAAUAAUGGAUUCCUGCAUGGAGACUUGAAACUAAGUAAUGUGCUUGUGGAUGAUGUCGGUAUUGUAAAGCUUGCUGAUUUUGCAUUUUUGAAACAAACCUUCUUACUAGAACAAGCUGAUGAACCUCCAGAGGCUUUUAGAUCAAUAAUUACUCCUCUCAUUCAUUCAGAGGGUAUCAUUACUCCAGAGAUGUGAAAGCAAGAUUUUUAUCAUCCAGAUUCUAGUUUUGAUAUAUGGUGACUUGGGUUAAUUCUGUAUGAGAUGCUGGCAGGAAGACCAUUAUUUAGCAUUUUUGAGGGCCAGGAAGAGAAGCUGCAUUCCUUUCUAAAGGAGUUAGAUGAACCUCCUAUUAUUGAUAUAAAUUGAUCUAAAAUGUGUCAAGACUUUCUCUACUGAUGACUUUGUGCAGACCAUACAAAAAGAGCUACAGCUGAGGAUCUCUUAAAUCAUCCAUUCCUUUCAUUAUCAACAGAAGAAAGAAGAGAGUCUCAGGAUGCUUCAAAUUUCAUCUCGUUCUUCUCCAUAGUAGCAUCACAAGCAAGUGUGAAUGGAGAUCAGACAAUGUCGAACGUGGGAGUUUCAAUAGAUAAUUCUGAUAAUAUGCUUCAUGAUUCAUGAAGUAAUCCCAUUGUAAGUCGAACAAUGAGAAGGCAAGUUGGAACAGAAAAGGUAAACCUUGCAGGAUCUAUUGGCCAAAAUCUCCCUUCAGUAGACUUAAGAGUCUCUGCAGGUGUGUAUAAGAAAUUUCAGACCAAUAAGAAGAACAAAAGCAUUCUUAGCACAGGAGGGAUUAAUUUUGAAGGUCUCACCCAAAUGUCAGAUAAUUUCAACAUGGGAGAAUACACUAAUAAUAGCCUACAUGAGAGUGUCGAGCAGAUGCAGACUGGAAUUACAGGCAAAGAACCUUCUAAAUUUAAGAGCGGUAAUAAACUAUUCCUUAUUCUUCGUAAACUAAGGGAGCCUCCAAGCUCUUAGAUUA
Moneuplotes crassus is the source of this 1873-nucleotide messenger RNA. The record is from the annotation of a GenBank genome assembly. Lineage: Eukaryota; Ciliophora; Spirotrichea; Euplotida; Euplotidae.